AGCGCGAGCCGCAGCCGGAGCAGGAGCGCCGAGACGCGCCUCCGGAACGUAGAGUAACAAUCACAACCCCACAUUCCGGGCGAGCGCGAGCAGGAGCGGGAAGGGAUGCGACCCGGGCCGAGGCGCCGCGCGAGCGCCCUGCAGCCAACGUGAGCGCCGCCAGCCGCGGCGGCCCGGGCGCCGGCCAGGCCUGGGGGCGGCGGGAGCCUGCGUGCGUGCACUCCUCUGCUCUCGUGCGUCCUGGAAGCAGUGGCCGCGGCGGCUCCCUCCGGGGUGCAAACCCAGUCGCCGCCAGCGGAACGGCCGACGCUGCGGAGGGGAGAAGGUCCUUUCUCGGCUGCCACCCCCUCCCCCGGUCCUCCGGGGAAGCAGCGGCUUCAGCAAGAUUGGACCCGGGCACCGGGUGGCACUGAACGAACUCUCUAGCCCUCGUCCCAGGGGGCCCGUCGGGGAGAGGACACAGCUCGUAGGGGAGCCCCCGGGGAGAGGAAGAGACAGCCCCUUUCGAGCUUCCACGCACCAGCCACUCCGGGGAGGGGGCCAAGAGGCAACGGCGGCCAGCACCGGGCACCCUCGCCCCCUCCCCUCGGGCUGGGAGCUUCCAGCCCAAGUCUGCAGCACCAGGAAGAAAGCGCCUGAGCUCCCCUCGCGACAAGACAACCGCAGUAGGAGGUGGGGGCGAAGAGAGGGCUGAACCCGUCCGCUGCCCGGGCAGUGGAGCCCCCACGGCGAGGCGCUGCGCCGGCGGUGGAGACUCGCGUUCCCUCCAGCCCCUGGGGCAGAACUUUCUCGCCCCCCCCUCCCUCCCCCGCAGUCGGACUCCCUCCCCAGCCGGCCAGUCCUCCCGGAGGAGAAGGCGCCGCGGAGACAGCCCGGGCGAGGGCCUACCUUCCUCAGGGCCGGCAUCAUGUCGGCGGCGCAGGUGUCCUCGUCCCGGAGACAAUCUUGCUACCUGUGCGACCUGCCCCGCAUGCCCUGGGCCAUGAUCUGGGACUUCUCGGAACCCGUAUGCCGCGGUUGCGUCAACUACGAAGGCGCCGAUCGCAUCGAGUUCGUGAUCGAGACAGCGCGCCAGCUGAAGCGGGCGCACGGCUGCUUCCAGGACGGCCGCUCCCCCGGGCCGCCGCCGCCCGUCGGGGUCAAGACAGUGGCCCUGUCGGCUAAGGAAGCGGCGGCGGCGGCAGCAGCAGCAGCGGCCGCCGCCGCCGCGCAACAGCAGCAGCAACAACAGCAGCAGCAACAGCAGCAGCAGCAGCAGCAACAGCAGCAGCAGCAACAGCUCAACCACGUUGAUGGUUCCAGCAAGCCUGCGGUGCUGGCGGCCCCGUCUGGCCUGGAGCGCUACGGCCUGAGCGCUGCCGCUGCGGCCGCCGCCGCCGCCGCCGCUGCGGUGGAACAGCGCAGCCGCUUCGAGUACCCGCCACCGCCGGUGAGCCUGGGAAGCAGCAGCCACGCCGCGCGACUGCCCAACGGCCUGGGGGGCCCAAACGGCUUCCCUAAACCAACACCAGAGGAGGGACCCCCAGAGCUGAACCGCCAGAGCCCCAAUUCGUCUUCAGCGGCGGCGUCCGUGGCGUCUCGGCGUGGGACGCACGGUGGGCUGGUGACGGGGCUGCCCAACCCGGGGGGUGGCGGAGGCCCCCAGCUCACCGUGCCCCCCAACCUGCUGCCGCAGACGUUGCUUAACGGCCCGGCCAGCGCUGCGGUACUCCCCCCACCCCCUCCCCACGCCCUGGGCAGCCGUGGGCCCCCGACGCCUGCUCCCCCAGGGGCUCCUGGGGGCCCCGCUUGUCUCGGGGGUACCCCGGGUGUAUCGGCCACGUCGUCCUCCGCGUCGUCUUCGACCUCUUCGUCGGUGGCAGAGGUGGGCGUGGGUGCUGGUGGCAAGAGGCCUGGCUCGGUAUCGAGCACAGACCAGGAGCGCGAGUUGAAGGAGAAGCAGCGCAACGCCGAGGCCCUGGCCGAGCUGAGCGAGAGCCUGCGCAACCGUGCCGAGGAGUGGGCCAACAAGCCCAAGAUGGUCCGCGACACGCUGCUCACGCUGGCUGGCUGCACGCCCUACGAGGUUCGCUUCAAGAAGGACCACUCGCUGCUGGGCCGCGUUUUCGCCUUCGACGCCGUCUCCAAGCCUGGCAUGGACUACGAAUUGAAGCUGUUCAUUGAGUACCCCACGGGCUCGGGCAACGUGUACUCCAGUGCGUCUGGUGUGGCCAAGCAGAUGUACCAGGACUGCAUGAAGGAUUUCGGCCGGGGCUUGUCCUCGGGUUUCAAGUACCUGGAGUACGAAAAGAAGCACGGCUCUGGGGACUGGCGCCUGCUUGGAGACCUGCUCCCUGAGGCCGUGCGCUUCUUCAAGGAGGGCGUGCCCGGCGCCGACAUGCUGCCCCAGCCCUACCUGGACGCCAGCUGUCCCAUGCUGCCCACUGCGCUGGUGAGUCUGAGCCGCGCCCCCAGCGCACCCCCGGGGACCGGGGCCCUGCCGCCUGCCGCGCCGUCGGGCCGGGGCGCAGCCGCCAGCCUGCGCAAGAGAAAGGCCUCUCCCGAGCCCCCGGACUCAGCCGAGGGCGCGCUGAAGCUGGGCGAGGAACAGCAGAGGCAGCAGUGGAUGGCGAACCAGAGCGAGGCGCUGAAGCUCACCAUGUCCGCCGGGGGCUUCGCGGCGCCGGGGCACGCGGCAGGGGGUCCGCCUCCUCCGCCCCCACCUCUGGGACCCCAUUCCAACCGGACCACCCCACCUGAGUCAGCCCCCCAGAACGGUCCGUCCCCCAUGGCCGCCCUCAUGUCGGUGGCAGAUACUCUGGGCACAGCGCACUCGCCCAAGGAUGGCAGUUCCGUGCACUCUACCACUGCGUCCGCGCGGCGCAACAGCAGCAGCCCAGUCUCGCCGGCCUCCGUGCCGGGGCAACGCCGCUUGGCAUCACGUAACGGGGACCUGAAUUUACAGGUGGCGCCCCCGCCGCCUAGCGCCCACCCGGGCAUGGACCAAGUGCACCCCCAAAACAUUCCGGAUUCCCCCAUGGCCAACAGCGGACCCCUCUGCUGCACCAUUUGCCACGAACGUUUGGAGGACACGCAUUUCGUUCAGUGCCCGUCCGUCCCCAGCCACAAGUUUUGCUUCCCUUGCUCUAGAGAGAGUAUCAAGGCCCAGGGGGCCACCGGCGAGGUUUAUUGCCCCAGCGGAGAGAAAUGCCCCCUAGUCGGGUCGAAUGUACCUUGGGCCUUCAUGCAGGGCGAAAUCGCGACUAUCUUAGCUGGGGAUGUUAAAGUGAAAAAGGAGAGAGACCCUUGAACCACUGGGCAGCCACCUCCUUUGCCCUAGACCAGCUCCUCUCCAGUCCUGAGGGCCCCUCCCCCAACCCACCUCGACUCUCCCCCUCCCCUCACCCCCAAGGUGUAGAAUUGUGAAUAUAACAAAACUGCAAAAAGUUAGUCUUAUGUAUAGACAUUAUUUUCGUCGUAUGUUUCUAUAUUUUGAAACAAAGGUAUGUAACUUCUUCAUUUGAAGGAUAAGCUGGUUUCUGUUAAGCAGUGAAAUAUUGGUUGGGUCAUUUGCAUCAUAUCGUUAGCAUUUAUUUGGUGGCAGAAUGUUUGCCUAGGUACAGAAUUAACAGCCCUUAGCAACGACUGCUGCUGGUGUGUAUUUUUGUAAAUGUUAUGCACUCUCUGAAAGGAAAAACACACACAAAAGAAAAAGACUUUUUUUUUUUUUUUUUUUUUUUUUUGCCAAGGCCUAAAAAAAAAAAAAAAAAAAAAAAAAAAAAGCUAUAAAAUGGUGAAAGCUUCCUUCUAAACUGCCCCAAGUGUUGAAGUCUUCACUUUAUUUUGUUCUGUUUUGUUUUGUUUUUCUGUUUUGUUUGCAAAAUGGUAAGGGGGUGUCGGGGGGGAUGGGGUGUUUUUUGUUGCAAGUUUGUGAGGGGAAAAUGUUUUGGUUUGUUUCUACUGACCUGAAUGUGUUGGAUCUACACGUGUUGUUUUGUUUUUGCUUUAUUGAUGCACGGAUGCUUUUGAACAGUAGAGCGAAAUGCUAGACAUGGAGAAUCUGCUCUGUUUGUCCUUUAUACAUUUCUGUAGUUAACAGAACACUGUAAUGUGCCUUGGAGCUUAGUAACUUGUAAUAAAUUCAAUUGAUAUUAA
Molecule: messenger RNA, 4134 nt
Organism: Nomascus leucogenys (northern white-cheeked gibbon)
Lineage: Eukaryota; Metazoa; Chordata; Mammalia; Primates; Hylobatidae
Gene: IRF2BPL
Product: interferon regulatory factor 2 binding protein like
Biological process (GO): regulation of transcription by RNA polymerase II
Cellular component (GO): nucleus
Molecular function (GO): transcription corepressor activity
Source: RefSeq, a predicted model, not a curated record